Molecule: messenger RNA, 3457 nt
Organism: Coccinella septempunctata (seven-spotted ladybird)
Lineage: Eukaryota; Metazoa; Arthropoda; Insecta; Coleoptera; Coccinellidae
Gene: SWIP
Product: WASH complex subunit 4
Exons: 13
Coding region: 111-3383 (1090 amino acids)
Biological process (GO): endosomal transport; endosome organization
Cellular component (GO): WASH complex; endosome
Source: RefSeq, a predicted model, not a curated record
UAAUUAAUGCUGAGUUAGGUUAGGUUAUAUUAUCUCUGCUAACAAUAUUUUCUAUUUUGGUUAUUUUCAUAGGAGAAAACUGAUAGAAAUUCACCAUUUUUGCAAACAUAAUGCCGGAAUGUAAUUUCUCAGAAAAAAAACUUAAUUCUGAUACAUGCAAAAUUAUUGGAAAAAAUCAGUUAUAUCAAUAUGGUGUAUUUUCUGAUACCUUCAACAGAGAUAUCACAAAGUUCAAAAAUAAAUUAGCUUUUAUUUCCAAUAUUUUUGAUGAUCCUAAUGAACUCAUCACAUUGGAGACAAAGUGCAACGAAAAUGUUUCUAUUUUGAAUUUGGUGAAUUCUGAUAACAAGUUACUAGCUAAAAUGCUAGCUAGCUUAGCCUCUAUUUGUUAUGAGAUGAGCUUGAUUAUAGAAGAAGCCGAAGAAAUGUAUCAGCAUUUUGUUCAUCUUGAAGCAGUGACAAAUCAAUUCACAUACGAAAAACCAACAUUAAACUUCAUCCAGAAGUUCUUUGGAAAACUUCAAAAAACUUCAUCAAUUGUGUUUCGAUCUCAGCAUGUCAUACAAUUACUUCUAUCUCAGCUCAAUUCGUUGGUCGGUAACGGAUUUUAUUCCUCGAAUAGUGGAUCCAAUUUUUCUGAAAGUAUUGAUCACUUAGCUGAUCUCCUUGUUUGUCUUAUAGUCAUAGAGAAUUUACUUGACUCUCCGAUGAUAAGACAAUACUUUGGACAUUAUUUAAUUAUAGUGAAAAAUUUAAUGCAUGAUCAUAGGAAAUUCAGUUUUUCUACUGACCAAUUGAAAUUCUUGGAGAGAAACAUACAGGAUGUACAGAACAUGCUACUCACAGGAAAUAUAUUCCAGGAUAUUACGAGUUAUUGUGCUUCUACAUGCAUUUGCUUUCCUGGAGUUGCUUCAGAGUUUGCUGCCCAUAUAACAGAAAUACUGAAUGAAUUGGAUCAUGAUGAGGAUAGCAUCUUAUUCACACAAUUGUGGUUACAAGCUAAUGCACUUAUUGCAUUUUAUUGUAGCUUAUAUGGCGAUAUUGAAAAAAAAUUGGCUAAAAAAUUACUGGAAGUUAACAGAAAAAGAAAUUUUUGUACAUUAGCAGGAAAGAGAAUAUGGUAUUCCGAUGAGUUUCUUUUAAAACAAGUUCCAAUGUUUGCAAAAUAUAUAUCAGCUCAGAAUUUGAGCAUGAGAAUCAACACACUCAAUUCAAAAAAUCUGAACAUAAUGAAGGAAAGUCACGCCCUUGCCUUACAGGCCUCCUUAUGUAUGAUGAAUUUGGAAAGAGUAAUUAAUCAAGACAUGACUGCUGUCGAUCUGAAAAAUAUACAUGAGGCUACCGAAAUUAUCAUCGAGGCCAUGAAGAUUGUGAAAAAAACGAAUGAGCUCAUCAAAUGGAUUUUAGGACUACAUGCACUCCACAAUGUGCCUAUAGGGAAAUCACCAUUAUUAGCCUUCUGCAGAUUGAUUGAAAUCUUAAAAUGUUUCCAGUUGUUAUUAACAAAGAAUUUGAUGCCACAAACUUAUUUGAUUAUGCUUUUAUCUCAGCAUCUGACUUAUAAAGCUCUUUCCUUGGUAUUGACAGCCAAAAAAAAUCUCACACAGGAUAAGUCUUACAAACAAAAGCAGUUAGAUGUUAUCUCAGGUCUUUCAAUAUGUGAACAAGCUAUAAAAGGUCCUAAUACAAGAGAUCGGCUAUUAAUUGCAAAGUUAGCAUUAUCAGCAAGUGGGAUAUCGAAAGACACUUCCCAAGAAAUUAAAUAUGUGAUAAAUCGUCUUCAAUUAAUUAAUUCCAUACCCAGCCUAUUCAGUGAAACACUGAAUUGUUCUUUUCUAUAUGAACAUCUCGAAUCAUUGAUACCUACAUACUUCUCAAAACUUCUGGAAAAUAAAGCAGAUUUAUCAAGAUUUUAUUUAAUGGUGGCUGCAUUCGAUGACUGCUCAAGUUUGAACAAGGGGGCUGUUGAUACAAUUGAAGAAUUCAUCAAACAGAAUUUCUUGGAUCCUCUUAUACAAAAUGUUGAGACCAAUUUAAGGCUUCAAACUCACUUGCAUUUGGUUUUGCCACCGUCAGAUCCAUUUUCAAAUUACAUAUUCUUCAAUUUUUCAACAGCAGCACCUAUUAAAUUACAGAAUAAUCUCUGUAGUACAAAAAACGAGACUGAACAUUAUUUGAGUACGAUGUUUUACAACUUGACCACAGUUGUUCUUCACGAUUGGCAGACCUAUGGAGAAAUGAGAAGAUUAGCCAGCCUGCAAUACAAUCUUGAAACUAUAGAAGACAACCUUCCUAUGCAAAGAAUUGAACAAGGUCUGGAUGUUUUGGAAAUAAUGAGGAAUAUCAAUGUGUUUGUGAGCAAGUAUCUCUACAACUUGAAUUCCCAAGUUUUCGUUGAAGAGAAAAGUACCAAUAAACAUUUGAAUACCAUCAAUAUUUCUCAUAUUGCAAAUUCCAUUAGAACCCAUGGUGUUGGUAUUAUGAAUACUACAGUGAAUUUCACCUACCAAUUUUUACAAAAAAAGUUUUUCAUCUUUUCGCAAUUCAUGUUCGACGAACAAAUUAAAUCGAGAUUAUUGAAGGAUUUGAAAUAUUUUCAUACAAAUAAAAUGGAAAUAAAUCAAAUGUACCCAUAUGAAAGAGCAGAAAAGUUCAACAAUGGAAUUAAAAAACUUGGUUUGAAUGAGAAUGGUCAGAGCUACCUAGAUUUAUUCCGAAAACUUAUAUCACACAUAGGUAAUGCCAUGGGUUAUGUAAGACUCAUUCGAUCAGGAGGAAGAAGAUGUUUAGCUGAAGGAACUUGUUUUAUACCAGAUUUGAAGAAAAUCGAACAUAUUUCCAGUGAGAUUAUCAACGAAAAUAUGCCGGAUCUCACAAAAACAGCUAAAUCGAAGUUCGACCACGAGUUGAAUAUACUGCUGGAUAAUUUCGAGGAAGCCACUGAGUAUUUCAAAUUACUUGUUAAUGUAUUUCGACCUAUUUUCACCGACACAAAAAAUGUGCAUUUGAAAAAUUUCUUCAUCAUCAUUCCUGCUCUAACCAUCAACUUCGUGGAAAACACAAUAACCUGUAAGGAGAGAUUGAACAAAAAUAGAAAUGAUGCCGCUUUCACUGAUGACGGUUUUGCAAUGGGUCUGGCUUUUAUAAUAGAACUACUAGAACAAGAGGGUAAUUUCGAUUCGUUGCAUUGGUUUCAUUCAGUGAAAAACAAACUAUCGACACAGAAGAAGAAUGUUUUGGAACAAAGAAUGAGAGAAAAUAAAGAUGAUGAUAAACUUCAACAAACAUUAUCUUUGACUGAAAGGAGAAUAGCAACAUACGAGAGAGAGUUUCAACUACUGUACUGUAAUUAUAAAAGUGCACGAAUAUUUUUUCAAUCCUGAAAGAGAGAAGAAUUUAUCAUUAUUAUAAAAUGUGAUUAUAUCUGUUGUACUCCUAAAUAUAUUAUAAUUAUGUU